AUGCUAGCCUGCACGCGCGCGAUCUACGCGUCGCUCGGCACCAGCUCGUUGCUCGGCCAGGACGUGAACGGCGCCGGCGCCACGCUGGCCACGGGGCUCGCAAAAAUAGGCCCAAGGUGCUCUACGACGCGUACAUCGCCCCACAUUCAAGCUGAUCAGCAACGGCUCCGCAUCGCAGUAGUCAAACGCCCGCUGGAUCUCAUCAAGGAAGCCAUCGUGUACCUGCACUUCUGCUUUUCGGCCCGAGACGAUGGACUGCGACAAGGCCACUCAGACUGCUUACAGAAGAUCUCUUCACGCGCCAUGCUAGUGGACAUGACGGAGACCGAAACCAUGAUGUUCGGCCUGGCCCUCGCGGACCCCAUGUAUACGUCGGCGGGCGACCUGCAGGUCGACGGCUCGUUCACCAAGGACCUGCGCUUCUUCAGUGGCCAGAAGUCAGCCAUGCACGCGCUCCGUGCCGCCGGUGUGGGCGUCUACAUCAUCGGCGCGUCACCCGAGUUGUACACCGUUGCGGCCGGUAGUUGCUUCGGACUAGGCGACAUGGUGCCCAAGGAGAACAGGUGCGGCGUGCGCUUCACGACGGACGAGGCCGAUGCUUCACUGCUGAGCGACAGGGCCUGCGAGUUCUUUGGCACUACAGAGUCCGGCACCAACAACACCUAUCUCCUGCAGGGCGGGCCUAGCCAUCAGUACGUGGACCACGUCACGUGCCUGCUGGCCGAGGGAUUCAUCAAAAAUGAAAUUCGCAAGAGAGGGAAGGGCUUGAAGAGUAUCAUAUACAUCGCCGAGGUGGCCAUUAUGCUGUUACAUGAACGAACAGCUCGCUGA
Molecule: messenger RNA, 831 nt
Organism: Phytophthora sojae
Lineage: Eukaryota; Oomycota; Peronosporomycetes; Peronosporales; Peronosporaceae
Exons: 3
Coding region: 1-831 (276 amino acids)
Source: RefSeq, a predicted model, not a curated record